CAGACCUGAGAGCCGGAGGGGGAUUUGUUCGGUGCUUAAAGGGACAACAUCUCCAUCACUGCUGGGCACCUUUUCGCUUUGCUCCAGGAAGCAGACGCCACCCCUAACUUACCUGGACCCCUCUGUUUCUCUCUCUGGGUCCCAGUCUCUCCCUCUAUGGCUGAGUGACCCCUGAGGGCUCCUCCAGCUCCAGAAGCCUUCCCGUUUGACCUCACUGAUCUUUCUUGUUCUGGUCCAAGUGCUGUGGGGUCACUGGAGACCUGAAGUUCACAGCCCACUAGGGAUAACCCCAGGGCCCUUUUCUUUGGCUCCUGCUUCCAUCUAGAGGAGGGCAGUGGUAGUGCAGGACACCCCACACCGCACCCUGCCCCAGCCAGAUUCCUCCUACAUCACCACCAUCCACGUUAUUAAGUACUUACCGACUGCCAGACACCGUGCUCAGCACUUUCCAACAUUAUUUAAUCCUCACAACCACAUUCUAGGGUAGAUACUGUUAUUAGCAUCCCCAUAUUACAGAUAGGAAAACUUAGGUUCAAAGAGAUUAAAUUCUUCUAAAUCUCACAGCUAAUAAGUAGUAGAUCUUUAAGAAUUAUAUCCCAAAGAAUGUGCCUGUAACCACUGCUCUGCUCUCCCUAAAACCUUUCCAUUUCUGAAGAGGGUCCAAAAGUUCAUAACUCUUUGCUGCCAACACUGGGAGGAGGAAGUGGUUCUACUCCCUCGUUCUCGUGAAACGGCUGGGUGGAGGAGGUCUGUGGAAAGUGUCGGCGCUAGACUCAGACAAGGCUACGUUUCAAAUCUCUGCUGCAUGUUAACAUAGGAUAAUACCCAAGGAAACAGCCCUGCCCAGGGAGCUGGCUUCAAAUUCAAGAUCAACCGAUCCAACAAGGCACCCUGCAGGCAAAGCUGGCAGAGUAGACGCUUCAACGCAUUUCCAUGGCAGCCCACCAAAACCUGGCCUCAAAGAUCUUCUGUCUGUGCUGCAGACACUGUGAGGAGCCCCAGUCCAUAGAUGACUCCAAGACCUCCAGUCAAACCCAAGAGCAACAGUCAGCGAUCCACAGUUUGCAGAAGGAUGAACUUGGCCCACAAAAUCCCGAGCACACUACAGCAGCCUCCUCCUUGCCUCCGGGACGACCGCUGGUCCAUCCAGCAAAGACAGCCUCCGCUGUCAGCAGCAGUGAGCUUGAGGAUCUGAAUAUACACGAUUCCCAAAGAGGUUUUUACAAGAGAAACCUAAACCGCUACUCCCGGGAUCACUGGCCCUUCCAGCCCUGCCUCAUUGGGAGACCCUGAGCCUUCUAGUCAGCAGCCCCACGCAGGUCUCUGAGGCUGCACAGCGGCUGGAGCGUCUCCAGGAGGAAGAGGGCGGCGCACAGAGGUCAUGAAGACGGAUUCGGAAACUCCCCCAGGAGGAGGAGAAGAUGUCUGAGCCAUCCCCCGUGCCGCGAGCAAGAGUCACUUCCGCUCCUGAAAAAGCCACUGCAGGAGGAGCUGCCUCCAAUUAAAGUCCGUGAUUGCAUCCCAGGACUGGGUGCCUCCUCUUUUCCCCUCCCCCUUACCUAGGAGUCUCUUCCAAACGGUGUCUUAUCGUUUUGAAAAAUACUGUCACAUCUAACUAACCUAAAACAAUUUUUUUUAACUUUUUGGACAGCUUUUUAUUACGUUUGAAAUAAUAUCAAACUUACAGAAAAGUUGCAAGAACGGUACAGAGAACUCCUAUUUACCUUUCACCGAGAUUCACCCAAUCUUUACGUUUCCUCAUUUGCUUCAUCAUUUCGUCUCUCUCUCUCCGUCUGUUUUCUGAACCAUUGGAGAGUGAAUUGUGCUCAUCACGUCCCUUUACCCCUAAAUCCUUCAGUGUGUAUUUCCUAAGAACAAGGAUGGUCUUGUACAUCACUCCAGCCCCGUUAUCAAAAGCAGGGAAUUCAAUGUUGGUACAUUCAGAUUUCACUAAUUGUCCCAAAAAUGUCUCAUAGCUACUUUUUGGCCCAGUCCAGGAUCGAAUCCCACAUUGUGAAUUGCUUGGAAUUGUCGUGUCUUUAGUCUUCUUUAAUCUGGAACGGGUCUGUCUUUAUCUUCAAGAGCUAUACAUUUCUGCAGAAGACAGGCACAAGUGUCUUCUAGAAUGUUCCUCAAUUCGUGUUUAUCUUUUGAUUAGAUUCCAUUUUUGCAUUUUGGGCAGGAAUACCACAACAGCCAUAUUGUGUCCUCCUCGUUGCAUCAUAUCAAGAGGUACGUGGUGUACGUAGGUCCCAUUAUUGGCGAUGUUAACUCACUUGGUUAAAGGGCUGUUUGCUGCCAGGUUCCUCCACUACGAAUUACUAUUUUUCCCUUUGGAAUUAAUUAGUAAUGUGUGGGAGGGGGAUACUUGGAGGCUCUGUGAAUAUCCUAGUCCUCAUCAAACUUUCACUCACUAGUUUCAGCACUGAUAAAAGAUUCUUGCCAGAACCAUUCUUAUGAUGAUAUUUGCCAAAUAGUGAAUUUCCCAAUUUCAUCAUUCCUUCUACAUCCAUUAGUUAAUCUUCUACCGCAAGGAAAAGCUUUCCUUCUUGCCCUUUAUUAAUUUAUUGGUAUGUUUGUUUGUUUAUAUAAAUUCAGAUUCAUGAAAUCCUUAUUUUAUUAAAGUGGCUAUAAUCUACUACUAUCAUUAUUUAUUUUGAUGCUCAAAUUGUCCCAUAUUUGACCAAUGGGAGCCCACUGGAAGCCAGCUCCUGUGUUCUUUUGACAUGUCUCCAUGAUUCUUUUAACGCUCUUUUUUAGCACACAAGGUAUUUAGACUCAUAUUUUCCCCAUCUUAGCCCUGGAAAUAGCCAUUUCUUCAAGGAGCCUUGGUUUUUCUUGUAAAGAAGUGUUUUCAGAAAGCAAGAGCUCAGCCUUAGGAGUGCUUGCUGCUACUGGGGCGUCAUUACUUUUAGGCCUUUUCAGUGGACAAAGCUAGGAAAUACACAAAUACACAUACACAUAUGCAGAUAUAAAUUCACAAAACACACAAACACAGAAAACAAGGGAAAGAGAUAACAACAAACAGUAGUUCACACUCAUAUCUCCAAUUCAAUCCAACACCAUAGAAUUUAUGCUGGUUUCCCCUUUUCAUAUUUGUAAUUCCUUUCGCCGUGAAAGACUUGGAUCCCACUAUCUUCUAUAUAUUUACUCAUUUGCCCAAUCCUGAAAUUAGUUUCAGAACAAUUGCAGCUCUUUUUAUCUGUUACCUAAAGAUUUAUAUCCAAAUACUGCAAAAAUUAUUUAAGUUACUUCUUUCUCUUUUCCCCCUCCUGGUGGUUAUAUCAUUCCUUUGAAAUAGAGUUGGUUUCAUUUGCUUCUGUUUGUAUUUAAUUUUAGCAUUUUCCCCAUCCUUGUUGAUCUAAUUUUGGGGGUAUAUAAACCAUGAAUCUGGUUCCAAAGUCAAAACAAUACAAGAAGGUACAUACAGAAGUGUCACUCCUCCGCCAAACCCUUCCUCCUUGUUCCCACUCACGUUGGUUUCUGGUUUAUUCUUCCUGUUUCUUCUUGCAAAAAUAAGCACAUGCACAAAUAUUUCCUUUUUUCUCCUUCCUUAAAAGUUAACAUACUAUAGAAACUCUUUUCUACUUUACUCUUUUUAACUUUAUAAUAGAUCCUGAAAAUCUCCUCAUAAGAAUUCAUGGGGAUCUGAUUCUUUAUCCGUUGCAUGGUUCUGCAUCGUGUGACCGCACCAUAGUACCAUUGAACCACUGGGGCCCCAACUGAAUAGUCUAUUCAAUUACUCUCCUAUAUGUGAGCACUUAGAUUAUUUUCAAUAUUUUACAAUUACAAACACUACUGCAAUGAAUAGCCUUGUCCACGGAUAUUUUUGUAAUGGAUGGUCUACCCUUUAGGGUUAUUUCCUAAGUGUGGACUUUUGAGCCAAAUAGUCCACACAUACAUACAUAUUUUUGUUAGAUGUUGCCAAAUUCCCCUCUAAGAGUAUAUGAUAUAUGAGAGUACCUGUUUGUCCUCACCAACUUUUACAUUUCUGUCAACCUGACAGGUAAGAAAUGGUAUCUCAUUUUGGUUUUCAUUCACAUUUUUCUUACCAUGAAUAAAUGAAGAUCCACAUCUUUUCAUAUAUUUAAGGGCCAUUUUUACAUGUUUUUGUCAAUUAUCUGUUUAUUUCUUCUGCUCAUUUUCCAUUGUCUUUUUUCCUUAAUUUUUAAGCAUUCUUUAUAGACUAGGAAUAUUAGUUCUUCACAUGAGAUAAAGAUUACAAAUAAUUUCUCCUGUUUUCCAUUUGUCUUUUGGUUUUGCUUGUGGUAAUUUUGGACUUGAAGUCAAAUUUAUUAAGAUUUUACUGCGUCUGGAUUUUGGGUCAUAGUUAGAAAGCUUUGCCAUGCAUUCAGUUUUUAGAGGAAUUCGCCCAUGUUUCUUUAUAUGCUGCCAUGGUUUUAUUUUUUACAUUUAAAUCCCUGUUCCAUUUGGCAUUUAUUAUUAUGUCUAUAUGAAGUAUGGAUCUAACUUUAUCUUUUUUCCAAAUGUUUACAUAGUCAUUCCAACACAUUUAUUUAAAAGACCAUCUUUGGCCUAGUCAUUUGAGAUGAUACUUUUUUCUUUUUCUUUUUUUGAGGAAGAUUAGCCCUGAGCUAACAUCUGCUGCCAAUCCUCCUCU
This is a messenger RNA of Equus caballus (horse), 4621 nucleotides long. It is a transcript of the gene TEX48, whose product is annotated as testis expressed 48. The record is from RefSeq and is a predicted model, not a curated record. NCBI's taxonomy places the organism in Eukaryota, Metazoa, Chordata, Mammalia, Perissodactyla, Equidae.